UCCCAGCCUGCCGGUCCCCGCCGUCUGCGUCCACGGCGUCGUCGUCGUCGUCCUCGCGUGCACACGGCAAGAGGAGCACGGGAGACGUUGCUGCGCCGCCGCCUCCGCCUCUGCUCGCCCUCCCGUUGUCGUGCCGUUUCCUCCUCCACGCCCCCUCGGUCCUCAGCAGGAGGAGUGCGGCUCCCCGCUGCAGCUGCUCCUGCUCAAGGACGAGGUGAUGAAGAUCACCCCCGUGCAGAAGCAGACGCGCGCCGGCCAGUGCACCCGCUUCAAGGCCUUCGUCGUCGGCGGCGACAGCAACGGCCACGUCGGCCUCGGCGUCAAGUGCGCCAAGGAGGCGGCCACGGCCAUCCGCGGCGCUAUCAUCCUCGCCAAGCUCUCCAUCGUGCCCGUCAGGAGGGGCUACUGGGGGAACAAGAACGGCCAGCCCCACACCGUCCCAUCGCUAGUGCCCGCCCCCUGGGGGUCUGAAAUCGUGGCCGCCCGCGUCCCCCAGAAGGUGCUGCCGUCCGCCGGCAUCGAUGAUGUCUUCACUUCCUCUCGUGGAUCCACCAAGGUAUAAACUAACCCUCCCUAUAUCCAUAUUAUGUGAUGCUCUCGUCAUUGGAACUUUACUGUCAGUACAAAAUUGCUUGUAUUAUGUGUGCAUAGUGUAGAAUGUUCAGUUUAAUUAUGCUGAAUCUUCUGAUCUGCUUCCAAAGUGAUUGCCUUGUGCA
Molecule: messenger RNA, 716 nt
Organism: Triticum aestivum (bread wheat)
Lineage: Eukaryota; Viridiplantae; Streptophyta; Magnoliopsida; Poales; Poaceae
Product: 40S ribosomal protein S2-4-like
Exons: 2
Coding region: 218-562 (114 amino acids)
Biological process (GO): translation
Cellular component (GO): cytosolic small ribosomal subunit; ribosome
Molecular function (GO): RNA binding; structural constituent of ribosome
Source: RefSeq, a predicted model, not a curated record